Messenger RNA from Ostrinia nubilalis (European corn borer), 1059 nucleotides. It is a transcript of the gene acj6, whose product is annotated as inhibitory POU protein. The transcript has 4 exons. The record is from RefSeq and is a predicted model, not a curated record. Bases 1 to 1059 code for a protein of 352 amino acids. Gene Ontology annotation, biological process: regulation of transcription by RNA polymerase II. Gene Ontology annotation, molecular function: DNA-binding transcription factor activity, RNA polymerase II-specific; RNA polymerase II cis-regulatory region sequence-specific DNA binding. NCBI's taxonomy places the organism in Eukaryota, Metazoa, Arthropoda, Insecta, Lepidoptera, Crambidae.
AUGAAGUCCGGCGGGGGGCUGAUGGCGCCGCCGGGCUGUUUUCCGGCGCGGUACAGCCCCACGUACCGCACCACAGACCCUAGGCGCUGCGUGCCGAAUCCUUCCAGUCGGAUAUUGGAGGAUGCAUCGCUGAUGUGCAACUCCUGGUCACCACGGCACAAUGGCGACCUCUUCGGCGGUCUCAACGAUGGCCUGCUCAGCAGGGCGGAGGCCCUCGCAGUGGACAUCAGCAAGCACCAGUCGGGCCCGCAGCCGGGACCCCCGCUGCCACAGCUCAAGCACGACAUGGUGUACCACCACGGGGUCGGUGGACCCCCGCCUCACAACGCGCGGCCGCAUCAGUCUUUCUUCUCGCAGAUGGGCCACCACGGGAUGGAGGGGCUGGACAUGCUGGACCCGCUGACGUCGUCGUCGAUGACGACGCUGGCGCCGAUGGGCGAGGCCGCGCCGCCGCACCACCAGCUGCACGGGUACGGCAUGAACCACGUCAUGAACCACCACCACCACGCCGGCGCGCUGGCGCACCCGCCCGCGCACCUGGCGCACCCCGCCGCCGCGCUGCACCCAGACACCGACACCGACCCGCGCGAGCUCGAGGCCUUCGCCGAGCGCUUCAAGCAGCGCCGCAUCAAGCUCGGCGUCACGCAGGCCGACGUCGGCAAGGCGCUCGCCAACCUCAAGCUGCCCGGCGUCGGCGCGCUCUCCCAGAGCACCAUCUGCCGCUUCGAGAGCCUCACGCUCAGCCACAACAACAUGAUCGCGCUCAAGCCCAUCCUGCAGGCCUGGCUGGAGGAGGCCGAGGCGCAGGCCAAGAACAAGCGGCGCGACCCCGACGCGCCCAGCGUGCUGCCCGCCGGCGAGAAGAAGCGCAAGCGCACCUCCAUCGCCGCGCCCGAGAAGCGCAGCCUCGAGGCCUACUUCGCCGUGCAGCCGCGGCCGUCCGGCGAGAAGAUCACGGCGAUCGCGGAGAAGCUCGACCUCAAAAAGAACGUCGUGCGGGUGUGGUUCUGCAACCAGAGGCAGAAACAGAAGCGCAUGAAGUUCGCGGCGCAGCACUGA